Messenger RNA from Pipra filicauda (Wire-tailed manakin), 3784 nucleotides. Its product is annotated as protocadherin alpha-2-like. Gene Ontology annotation, biological process: homophilic cell-cell adhesion. Lineage: Eukaryota; Metazoa; Chordata; Aves; Passeriformes; Pipridae. The record is from RefSeq and is a predicted model, not a curated record. Gene Ontology annotation, cellular component: plasma membrane. Gene Ontology annotation, molecular function: calcium ion binding.
AUGAAGGAAUGACACAAGGAGAUGAUUAAGAAUGGAAAACGACAAAUAGGAGAAAGAAAGAAAAAAGCAAAGGAGGUGAGCAGUACUCACUGACCUACCUCUAGUCAUUGAGCAAUGUUCAUUACCGAGAGCCUCUGCCUCCUUCAGAGCACCACGUUCGGGUGCAGAUGCCACGUAAUUAGAGCCGGACCCUCCGACUCUCACGGUCUGCGCUGCGGCAACGGAGGCGACUGAUGAGCUGCCAGUGGCGAUAAGGAAGAGAAGGGGAAAAAAAAAGAAAAAGAACAUGGAAAAAGGAAGAGGAGCAAAGCAGAGCCGGCAGAAGAGAAGCGGAGGCUUGGGCGCUGUGUGGGAGCGUGUGAGGCGGCGGAGCAGCGCACGGUGUCGCUGCAGGCUGAGGAAGGGCGUGUGGGCGGCUCCUUGGCGGUGCGGCGGAGAGCCCGGCUGUGAGCGCGGGGGGGCGGCUGGGGCCGGGCAGCGGAGCCGGUGCGUGCGGGCGGCGGCGGGAGCCGUGCGGGGCCCGUGCGGGGUCGGAAGGACUGGUCGUGUGCGGCGGCGAUGGGCGAGUGUUUGUGGGGUGCGGUGUUGCGGGUGGUGGCGGUGCAGGCGGCGUGGGCGCUGUGCUGGGGGCAGGUGCGGUACUCGGUGCCGGAGGAAGCGAAGGCCGGGACGGUGGUGGGCCGUGUGGCGCAGGACCUGGGUCUGGAGGCGGGCGAGGCGGAGGCGCGGCGGCUGCGGCUGGUGCCUGGGGGCCGGCGGGCGAGCGUGGAGGUGAGCGGGGCGAGCGGGGCGCUGGUGGUGAGCUCGCGGCUGGACCGGGAGGAGCUGUGCGGCAAGAGCGCGCCGUGCGCGCUGCGGCUGGAGGUGCUGCUGGAGCGGCCGCUGCGCGUCUUCCACGUGGAGCUGGAGGUCACCGACAUUAAUGACAAUGCCCCCACCUUCCCCGCCGCCCGAAAAAACAUCAGCAUCCCGGAAUCGUCUGUGGUGGGUUCCCGUUUCCCGCUGGAGGGCGCGUCUGAUGCGGAUAUCGGAGUGAACGCGCAGCUCUCGUACACACUCAGCCCAAGCGAGCAUUUCUCUGUGGAUUUACAGAAAUCGAAUGAGCGAAACAUUGAACCUGAACUUGUUUUAACAAAAUCUCUAGACCGGGAGACGAUGGCGGUGCACCGGUUGUUGCUGACGGCGAGUGACGGGGGUCGGCCGUCUCUGACGGGCACGGUGGAGCUGGUGAUCUCGGUGCUGGAUGCGAACGACAACGCGCCCCAAUGUAACCAGUCGGUGUAUAAAGUGCAGCUGCCGGAAAGCGCUGCAGUGGGGACGCUGGUGGCGAGGGUGAACGCCACGGAUCCCGAUGUAGGAAGCAAUAGUGAGCUGAGCUACACCGUGACGAACUUUUUCCCAUCCAGUAGCAAAGAUGUGAUUUCCAUCAAUCCGAAGACGGGGGAGAUUCACCUCACGGGAGCCUUGGACUUCGAAGAAGUCAAUGUAUUUGAUUUCCGUAUAGAAGCGAGAGACCAAGGGACGCCCUCGCUGUCGGGCCACUGCAAGGUGGUGCUGGAGGUGCUGGACGUGAACGACAACGCGCCGGAGGUGCGGGUGACGUCGCUGUCGGUGCCGGUGUCGGAGGACGCGUCGCUGGGGACGGUGGUGGCCCUGCUGAGCGUGUGGGACCGGGACUCGGGGUCGAACGGUCGUGUGCGGUGCUGGGUGUGGCCGUCGGGUCCGUUCGUUCUGGAGGCAACGUUGUCGGGGUCGUACUCGCUGGUGCUGCGGGAGUUGCUGGACCGGGAGCGGGUCGUGCGUGCGGAGGACGGCGGUUCUCCGUCGCUGGGCGGCCGCGUUGGGCGGCGUGUGCCGGUGUCGGACGUGAACGACAACGCGCCGUCGUUCGCGCAGGCGGUGUACACGGUGCUGGCGCGGGAGAACAACUUGGCGGGCGCGGAGCUGGCGCGGCUGUGGGCGCGGGACCCGGACGAGGCGGGCAACGGGCGCGUGAGCUACUCGUUGUGGGAGGGCGCGUUGGGCGGGGGGCCGGGGUCGUGGGGGUCGGGGACGUCGGGGUCGGUGGGGGGUGUUGCGGCGUCGAGCUACGUGUCGGUGGAGGCGGAGAGCGGCGUGUUGCGGGCGCUGCAGCCGCUGGACUACGAGGAGGUGCAGGUGCUGCAGUUCGAGGUGCGUGCGGUGGACGCGGGGGAGCCGUCGCUGUGCGGCAACGCGACGGUGCAGCUGUUCGUGGUGGACGAGAACGACAACGCGCCGGCGCUGCUGCCGGCGGCGGGCUCUGGGUCGGAGGCCGGGUCCGUGUCGGGGGAGGCGGGGACGCUGUGGGCGUGGGCGUCGUGGGGUUCGCCGUCGGGUCAGGUGGUGGCGAAGAUCCGGGCGGUGGACGCGGACUCGGGCUACAACGCGUGGCUGCGCUACGAGCUGUGGGAGCCGCGGGGCAAGAGCGCCUUGUUCCGCGUGGGGCUGUACAGCGGCGAGGUGAGCACGGCGCGGGCGCUGGAGGAGGCGGACGGGCCGCGGCAGAGGCUGGUGAUCGUGGUGCGGGACCACGGCGAGCCGGCGCGCUCGGCCACGGCGACGCUGAGCGUGUCGCUGGUGGAGGGCGGCGAGGCGGCGCUGGCGGCGGCGGCGGGCUCGUCGUCGCUGCUGCCGCGCUCGUUGGCGGGCGGCGAGAGCGGCUCUGGGCCGGCGGCGGCGGCGGCGGCGGCGACGACGAACGUGUGGCUGGUGGUGGCGAUCUGCGGCGUGUCGAGCCUGUUCCUGCUGGCCGUGGUGCUGUACGGGGCGUCGCGCUGGGCGCCGCGGGCGGCCGUGCUGUCGGGGCCCGGGCCCACGACGCUGGUGUGCGCCAGCGAAGUGGGCAGCUGGUCGUACUCGCAGCGCCACAGCCGGAGCCUGUGCGUGGCGGACGGCGCGGCCAAGAGCGACCUGAUGGUUUUCAGCCCCAACUUCCCGCCGCCGCCCGGCGCCGCGGCCAAGGACACGCAGCCGGAACCUCCCUCUCUCCUCGACACGAUCUUCAGUGAGUCAUCACCUCUUUCUGCAGUUCUCAGCAGGCCUGUAUUUUAACUCUGCUCUGUAGGGUGGUAUCUCUUCUUACCCUUGAUACAUCACAGUCUGUGACACUUCGAGAUCCCCUGAUGAGCUAUUAAAUGGAACAGUUCCUGGUAAAGAUCUCUGCCCGAUUACAGUGUUGACUUUAUGUUGCUGGUAUUAUCAGGUCUGGUUUUACUGCCAUUGGUGUAGUUAAUCACAACUCUGAGUGCCUCUUUCAGCCUUCUUUUAUUUUGAAGGAGUGUCUUUAUUUGUUUAGAUUUUCCUGUCUUAGAGGUAGGGUAGUUCUAAUGAAUUUCUUGGGUUUGGAUCCUGGGAAGUGCUUGUUUCCAGUCUUUUCUUAAUCAGAAGUCUGUCCUCCUUUUUGGUUCACCUCUGAAAGAGAAAUCAUGCAAAGUUCUUGCCUACUUACCUUGCAUGGCAUAUAUUAGUUUGUGAAGUACUACAGAAUUACUAUGGACAUGGCAAAGACAGAAGUAUUUCACGUUUUCCCCUUCUAAGUAUGAUUUAAAUGUACUAUCUAAUAUAAGGUACCUACUGGCAGAAGAACACGAACCAAAGUAGAUAUUAAAAAUGUGCAGCCAUAGUGCUAUAUUGGGCAAGAUGUACUGUUAGAGGACUUGUUUAUGGUGGAUUGAUGUAUUUGUAGAAGCACCUCAGUUUGAUUUCUGACCUGGGUGGUUCCAUGUACCUUGCAGUUGUAGGCUUUGUAUUUUUUUUGAUGUUU